Messenger RNA from Lactuca saligna, 1872 nucleotides. The record is from the annotation of a GenBank genome assembly. Lineage: Eukaryota; Viridiplantae; Streptophyta; Magnoliopsida; Asterales; Asteraceae.
AUGUUAGAAAAAACAAUAAGGAAUACCCACACUGGUUUAAGAUACCUUCCAACCAGAAUGAAAUGUGAUAACAUCACUGCAGCUGUUAUGGGAAUGUCGCCGGAACAGAAACAAGCAAUCUUGAGGAUGGGUUUUGGAUCAAUUCUGCAAGUGAAUAUUACAAGUUAUCCGGGACAACUUAGCUACUAUCUUUUAGAUGUUUAUGACGCAGAUAGUAAAAGACUUGUCCUACAAAACUCUGUUAUUGAGAUAACAGAACAAACAGUGCAUGAUAUGAUGGGGUUGCCAUUUGGUGGAGAAGACAUCAAUGAGUUACCAUUGUGUGAUAAGGGAAAUCAAAUUCUAGAGAAUGGAGGGGACAAUAUAGUGGUGAUAAGUUCAAUGUUGGUGUACGUGUAUAACAUGAAGUAUUCUAUCAAGAUAGACAAAAGGCUUCCUUUUAUUGGGCAUAUAAAUGGUGCUAAAUUGUUAGAGGUUCAAAAAUUAGAAAUCAGUUUGGGAGGGUUCGGGAGGCAGUUUCGGGAUGAGCAUGAUGAUGUCGAUAUGGUCGAUGAAACAGGAGCUGAAGAACAGCAAAUGCUAAGCUUUAAGAGGGAUUUUGGAGAUGAAGAGGUAAUAUAUGAGAAAAGUACUAUGGAGGUUGCGUUGAAGGAUGGGUUGUUAAAAUUCCCUCAUAGUGUGGUGCUGAAUGAGUGGAUGGAGAAAAUGAACGAACUUUUUAAGGGAGUAUUUAAAGGGGUAGGUAACCAAAAAGUGCAUGAGCCUGCCUGCUUUAAUGAGGUAAAUAUGAAUGAUGUAGGUGAUGGCGGUGAAGGAAAUAGUUCACCUGUUAGAGGAUUGAUACUUACUGAAGUAAAUACUGAAAAGGACGACAAUUAUACCACACCUGUUGAUACGACUUCUUUAACAAUGACUCAGUUUCAUCGACUUCCAGGGGUGAAUGACGAAAUGAUCAAGUUGUUGGAGGAAACUGAGUUACAAGUGUAUAAAAAGAAAAAGCAAAUGUCAGUAAUCAGUAGGGAUAAUCUGGUAGGAAGAAAUAUAAGAGAAGCUGUUGAUAAUGCUGGAGGAUAUGAUGAUAAUGACAAAAGGGAAAAACGCAUUCCUAAAAAAGCAAAAGUAUUUAAUUCGCCCUAUAUUGAAAGAAUUGUUAAGGUUGGGGAAAAACUGUCUAAGGAUGAAACAUGGAUGAGAUUUGGGACAUUGGAACAGACAGAAGAUAUAUUGAAUGAGCUAAAGUCGGAAGAUAUGAAAUGUAGGCUUUUUGCUACUUUAUUGCGAAUCUACACUAAGAAAUUUGACGUGAAGCCAAGUUUUAGAGACGUUGCACUUGUUUUCUUCCCAAUAGUUGAUGAUGGAAAGUAUUACUUACUCAUCUUUGAUCUGAGAUCAAGUUUGUACUACAUAGUAGAUCAUGUGAAGAGAACAGGAACUUUGGAAAGAAAGUAUGGCAUGAUACCAAACCUGGUGAAAAAACUGUUUUGCAACUACUUGACAUCACAACAUCAUCCAAUGGCAAAAACGUUAACUUUUAAAGCAGCACGUGUGAUGAACAUAUCUUGGCUAGUCGAAAAAGCUGGAACAGAAUGUGGAAUAUACCUCAUGAGGCAUAUGGAAACGUACAUGGGGGAAUAUGAAGGGCGUUGGGAGUGUGGUCUUACAGGUAAAAUGCCUGCUGAUGUGAGUGCUACAAUUAAGCUAAGGACAAAAUACAUGGCAAGAUUGUUGACAUCUGAUUUCAAUAAGUUCAAGAGUAUGAUAGUUAAAGAUAUUGAAGCGUUUCGUAAGCUUGAUAUUUUGGAACAAGAUAUGCUUCUAAGAGAGUCAGAUGAAAACAAGAAGAAAAAAAGAAAAACAAAGGGUCGUAGGUAA